Zophobas morio is the source of this 1486-nucleotide messenger RNA. RefSeq lists its product as uncharacterized. Gene Ontology annotation, cellular component: membrane. The transcript is spliced from 3 exons. Bases 171 to 1394 code for a protein of 407 amino acids. Lineage: Eukaryota; Metazoa; Arthropoda; Insecta; Coleoptera; Tenebrionidae. The record is from RefSeq and is a predicted model, not a curated record. Gene Ontology annotation, molecular function: transmembrane transporter activity. Gene Ontology annotation, biological process: monoatomic anion transport; transmembrane transport.
AAAAUCCCUACAGUAAAAUGGCCGACUUGUUGACAUGGCCAGCCAAAAAUCUGGAUUUUCCAUAAAUUUAGGAAAACAGUAGUUAGUUGUAACGCACGUCUACAAGAACAAUCAAAAUCCGCGAAAUUAUGUGAUAUCGUUUACAUUGUUCCUUUAAACAGACCGUAAUCAUGGCUAGGAUACGUUGGUUAACGAGGACUUCUCGAAUAGUGGCAUUGUGCAGUGCUGCUAACUUCAUAAAUAGUGCAGAUCGGGUCAUAAUGCCCAUCGCUAUUGUUCCCAUGACAGACAUAUUCCAGUGGAGUCUGCAUGCACAGGGGUGGAUUCUGUCGGCUUUCGCUUUUGGUUAUUUCACUAGUCAAAUUUUAGGCAGUUUCUGGGCCAGCAAGCUUGGCGCCAAGAAUGUCCUAAUCUGCAGCGUUUUGUUGUGGAGCAUCGCUACAUUCGUCACCCCCUUUCUGGCCCACAGCCUCACCGCCCUCGUCAUCUGUCGCAUAGUCCUAGGUUUCGCAGAAGGCCUAGGUUUACCCACAAUUUUCCAUUUGUUCGCCCAUAGUAUACCAGUGGAAGAACGUUCACGAGCUUUCAGCUACCUAUUGGCUUCAGGCUCUGUUGGACAAACUGUGGCCUCAGUACUGUGCCCUCAUUUAACCUGGGACGCGUGUUUCUACUGGUUCGGCUCUUUUGGGUUCAUAUGGGUAAGCCUGUGGUACUUUGUCUAUCCUGAAGAUGCAUUUAGUAGUGAAGAUACCAUUCCCUUACACAUGCCCAAAGUGAUUUCAAGGAGUAUCCGCUGGGCUGACUUCAUCCUGAGUAAACCCUUAUGGGCAAUUUAUGUUGCUCAUUUUGCAAUGAACUGGUCCUCGUACAUUAUAAUGCAAUGGUUACCUACAUAUUUAGCACGAUAUUUGGGGGGAAAUGCCCACAGCUUGAGCCUCACGUCCGUUCCAUACAUUGUCAACUCAAUUUUUGGAGUGAUCAGCGGGCAUGUGGCCGAUGGGUUACUUCUCAAGAACUGGUCAGUUUUGAACGUCAGGAGACUUAUGACCAGUGUGGGUCUUGUAGGACCAGCGCUAUUUCUGGCUAUUUUCUGCGUCGUGGACCAUUUGCCCUUCGCCGUGGUACUGGUAAGCAUUUCCAUGGGACUGUCAGCGUGUAAUUCAGCAGGACAUUUGAGUAACCAUGUGGAUGUGGCGCCGAAUUAUGCUGGGACUACUUUCGCUAUUAGUAACACUAUAGCGACUAUACCAGGUAUUUUGUGUGGGCCAGUGACGGCAUCCUUGGUCACUGCCUUUGAUGGCAAAUGGAUGACUGUGUUCCUUGGAGCGACGUUCGUUAAUCUGAUGGGUGCUUUUAUUUAUUUCACGAAUAGUGUGGCUACACAAGUGUUGUAAAGUGCGAAAUGAGAUUUUAUUCUAAGGUUAUGUAUAGAAAGUUGUAUAUUUAUGUAGAUAAGUCUAAGUACAUAAUAAAAAAGUGAGAAAUG